AUGGCGCCACAAUCUCCAACAUGGAGCAGAGUCCAGAGUAAAGUCUUAUCAGUAUUCAACAAACGAAGGUUACAACCCGGUGAACUAUAUGAACUGAACAAGAUGGUCAAAGUUGCAAUCAAAUCAGAAAUCGGGUCAUUCAUAUCAGAAUAUUACAAGAAAAAUCUGUUACAAAGAGGAAUGAAAAGUCUUUAUGACUCGCUUGACAAUGAUGAAGGGCGGGGAUUACUUACCAGUCUCGCUGAGCUUUGGAACUAUUUCUUCACUGAGAUACUCCCAACGCUGAGGGCGAUAUUUUAUCCAGUCCAGACCAAAGGCCUGACGAUGUACCAGUUGUCUUUAUUAGGGUUUCGUGAUCAUGUAGUUCUUCAGCUGCCGUUAGCAAAGGCGCUGUCAUCGUGCAACGAGAGCGAGGUCCCUCCGGAGAUCACCCAAAUGUUGCUGAACCUACACGCGGUCCAUGAUGGUGGGUCCUACGCCACCACGCCAUCCGAAGAGUACGUCCAACUCGAAGUCCUCCUCGCGAAGGUGGUGUGCCCGUUCCUCGGUUCCAAAGGGCUGUACUUACGGAUGGGUGAAGACGAUCCGGCCGUCCCUGCCCGCGACCCCAAUGCCAAAGAUGACAGCCAGAGCACCUCAGGAACCGGAAGUAGCGGCGCCCAAGGACGUAAAUACGACCGGCAACGAUCUCUGCAAAGGCUUAGCCUCCAAAUACAGCCGUCCAGCAUGGAUUACCUCGCAAACACGUCGGGUGGAUCAACGCCGUCCUCGCCGUCGGCCUACGCACGGGAGCAUGGAGCUGUGCGGAAACUACAACUUGGCCACGUCCAGAGGAGAAGCAGCGCCCUCGUGCUGAGCUCGUUGGAGACGCUGGAGGAAGUCGAGCGUUCGGGUUUUGUCGGAUCGUUUCGGGAGAGAAAACGAUCCAAAUCAGAAAUUGAAUUCGACGGGAGGAGAUAACGACAGUGUACCUUUAAACAUAUUUGCUUCCAUGUACCACUUAUUAAUGAUAGAAGCUGUGCUUUAACGCUUCUAGUGGAAGGUAGAUUAUAAUUGGUAUACCUUAACCAUGGACAAAACAAAUGCAUUCAAGUAAACAUUACUUGAUAUCGUGAAAAACGGACCAAAUUAAAGGAUAAUCAUGAAAGAAAAUAUCUUCCCCUUUCCCCUCUUCAGUUAACCUUUCUAUAACUCAUUAAACCACACCGGCCCUGUACUAAUUGUGAUUCUUAUACUAACAAACCGUUUGCGGAGUAUUGCGAUCACAUUUUUCCAUACCUGAAUUCAUUUGUAUUGGUUGGAUACAUUGGUUCGGAUUUUUAUAACAAUAUCAUUUUAACCAUGGUGGAGAGGCUUUUUUUCUGUUUGGCUCACGUUCCUAUAAUGACGUCAUAUAUUUCAUAUUUAGGACCUACUAGUUUCAUUAGGCGUACUAUCUCGCUGCUUUACCACUUGUUUUAUUUUUCAUUACUGGACAUUUACAUCAUUCUUGUAAGUGCUUCUAUAUUCAAGCCGAAUCAUUAGAUACUACUCAAUGUUAGCUCAUAAUAGCGCCCUCUCUCGUUUAUGUUUUUAUAAUAAUGGUUCUGUCAUGGCUACUUUAAUAAAAUGUCUUUAUUGCCUGUCAUGUUAAUAAGUAAUUUCGGCUGGGUUCCACAUUAGCAUGGGAAAUGUAGUAUUGCUGAGUUUCUAAAUGUUUAAGCCGUAAAAUGAUCCUUGUUAAGGUUAAUAAAGCAGUUUUAUCAUGCAGUAAAGUCGUUUAAUUACUAAACUGGACACGGGAAGCAAAACGUCUUCUGACCAUAAUCCAAUAAUUCAAAAUGCGAUUUGAUUUGAUAUGAACUGUUUUGUUAAUGAGCUUGUUGACGUUCAUGAUGAUGAAUGAAAUGUAGAUAUUUCUUUUUGGUUGACGUUUUUUUUGAAACCUAAAGAAGUAAAUUAUCCAUUCCUUUGUCCUUUUAGAGCUGAUACAUCCACCUUUUUUUAUUUUGCUUUUUAUGUCUUUCCUUCGUUCUCGUUUCUUUAUUGUAUAUUAUUACAAAGCGAACAUUAUCAUUGAUCGAACAAAAGGGCCAACACGAGUAAUAUUGUUGAUUUUUUUUCCUUAUUCAUGAUUAUUACAUGUACAAUUUAAUUUAUUCCACCUGUGUCUAAUGAAAGUCGUUUUGAUAAAGACGUGGUUUUUAUAAAAAGGUGACUUUUAAAGCUUUAAAACAAUCCAAAUGUUUCAAUCGUAGAUAUACAUGUACUCGUGUUUCAUUCAAAUUUUGUUGCAAUUGAUAGUUUUUAAAGAAGUAACAGCAUGAAUUGAGUAAUUACACAAAACAAACAUUAUGAGCGAGCAAAACCUACACCUGAUCAUGGAAUGAAAAAUUAUCGGGAGAAUGCGGGAGAACAAAGUAAUUUACCCAUUUGCGUAAAUCCAUGACGUCAUGCUAUUCAAGUGGGGGGGGGG
Messenger RNA from Lytechinus variegatus (green sea urchin), 2455 nucleotides. RefSeq names its product proline-rich protein 5-like. Gene Ontology annotation, cellular component: TORC2 complex. The coding region runs from base 1 to 960 and encodes 319 amino acids. The record is from RefSeq and is a predicted model, not a curated record. The transcript is spliced from 8 exons. NCBI's taxonomy places the organism in Eukaryota, Metazoa, Echinodermata, Echinoidea, Temnopleuroida, Toxopneustidae. Gene Ontology annotation, biological process: TORC2 signaling.